AUGUGGAAUAGAGCUUCGUUUUUGACUCGACUCGUUGCAUCUUCGGUGAGGAUUUCUGAAGCCGCCGGCGCCACUAUAAAGAAUGUGAUGACCGGUGGUGACUUGAAAAUAAUCGACAAGAGCCUUGAAGGAGAACCAGCAGAUCUGCAGACAGAAGCAGAUAGACGUGCACAAUACUUGAUCGUGAAAUCGCUUACAGAACGCUUUGGAAACAUAAAUAUAAUUGGAGAAGAGGACGUCACGUCUGAGUGCAGCGGUAUAGAAAAGAAUUUUGCGGUAGAUGUUCUUCUUGUGGAGGAUGAGUUAAGUUCAGACUUGAAGUCGAUCAAACCUGAAGAUGUUGUAGUUUGGGUUGAUCCCUUAGAUGGCACGUCAGAAGUAGCCAUGGCCAUCAAGAACAAGAAUGCUGCCCUUCUUGAACAAGUGACAGUACUAAUCGGUAUUGCUUGCCAUGGUAGACCAAUCGCUGGCAUUAUACACCAGCCUUACCAUAAGAGUACAGGUAGAACAAUAUGGGCAAUUAAAGGAUGCGGUAUUCACGGCAUUUCUCCAGCACCAGCUCAAUCCCAGCGAGUGGUUGUGACGACAAGAAGUCAUCUCAGUAAGUCAGUGAUUGAGGCUCUGAAUGCUUUGAAGGAAAAAGGAUUGGUGGAUGUAAUCGAGAAAUUUGGUGGAGCAGGUUAUAAAGUGAUAAAGGUGCUCGAGGGAAGUGCUGCUUAUGUAUUUGCUAGUUCGGGUUGCAAGAAAUGGGAUACUUGCGCAGUUGAGGCGGUAUUAAAUGCUGCUGGAGGUCAACUGACAGAUAUAUCUGGUAGAGCCUUGCGCUACGAAUCUACUGUUCAACGGAACAAUACAGGCGGAGUUCUAGCAUCGGCUCCAUGGGUGAACCACCAGGAUUACGUUGGUUCCAUACCGAAAGCCCUCAAAGAUCAACUACCAGAAGUUGCAGCUAAGUGCUAG
Molecule: messenger RNA, 960 nt
Organism: Haemonchus placei
Lineage: Eukaryota; Metazoa; Nematoda; Chromadorea; Rhabditida; Trichostrongylidae
Source: the annotation of a GenBank genome assembly